Messenger RNA from Fusarium vanettenii 77-13-4, 1158 nucleotides. RefSeq lists its product as uncharacterized. Bases 1 to 1158 code for a protein of 385 amino acids. The record is from RefSeq and is a predicted model, not a curated record. Lineage: Eukaryota; Fungi; Ascomycota; Sordariomycetes; Hypocreales; Nectriaceae. The transcript has a single exon.
AUGGGCAAUAAUCACGACAACCGUGGCGGCUAUAACGGCAGGGGAAGAAAUCGGAGAGGUUGGAACAAAGGAGGCAGAAACAACGGCUGGCAGAAUGAAGGUAACCAGCAGAAUGGCAAUAACCAGAACAACGGCAAUAAUCAGCAGAAUGGUAACAACCAGCACAACGGUUAUAGCCAUUACAAUGGCAAUCACCAACAGAACCAGCAGAACCAGCGGAAUGGCAAUAACCAGAACAAUGGCAACAACCAGUCCAAUGGCAAUAACCAGAACAAUGGCAACAACCAGUCCAAUGGCAAUAACCAGAACAAUGGCAGCAACCAGCAGAACGGCAACAGCCAGCAGAAUGGCAACAAUCAGCAGAAUGGUAACUUGGCUAACAAUGGCCAAAAGAACAGCAAAUGCAGCAAUGACACAAUCCACUGGAAGACCAACGGCUGGAUCGGUGCCGAUAGUAACAACACCGACGACGACAACAACAACAAUGGCCACAACGAUAACCACUGCUGCUUCUGGCAAGAAGUAUCCCAAAAUCCCUUCCUAAGGCAAAUAACUGCCCAACUCUCCCAGUUCAUGGCAAACAACAAAAGAACUUUCUACCCUAACUCACCCCCACCGUCCAUCGACGCCAUCAUGACCGAGGCAAGACAGGCCAAGACGGAUUGGCGGAAAAAGGUCGACGGGAUCCAAGGCGCCCAAGUGUUGCUGGAAACCAAGAUCGGCAAUUUCAUCGGCCAAGCUCUGCAUGGCUACUUUAGUCCUUGUAUGAACCCGGAUAUCCUGGACGAGACAUACAUGAUGACGGAGCAGGACGUGGACGCUCCCGCUUCACAGUGUGUGGGUAAAUACACGGUACACUCCCGUCAUCCUAUCAUCCCAAAUGGGCCAAAGGAGCUUGAAGUCCAGAUAAAGGUGACAAAGUCGACAAUGCGGGUGGAGAUGCUGGUGUGCCCGCGCGAUACUGAUGGGUAUAACUUUGUCGGUCCUGUAGGUGCGAUGAACUGGUACCAAAAGACCCUCGUCACCCCUAUCGAAGGCUACACAGUCACGGGUCAGAUCGAUCAAGGUCCCAAGGGGAUGUAUCUGGCCUUGAUCAUGGGGCAGUCUGAACGUGCGUGGGAUUAUGUCUAUGCCAACCUUCUCAAGUGUCCACAAUGA